Fulvia fulva is the source of this 582-nucleotide messenger RNA. RefSeq lists its product as uncharacterized. NCBI's taxonomy places the organism in Eukaryota, Fungi, Ascomycota, Dothideomycetes, Mycosphaerellales, Mycosphaerellaceae. Gene Ontology annotation, molecular function: protein binding. The transcript has 2 exons. The record is from RefSeq and is a predicted model, not a curated record. Gene Ontology annotation, cellular component: cytoplasm; nucleus. Bases 1 to 582 code for a protein of 193 amino acids.
AUGGCUGCCGCCAACGAAGGCGAAAUGGAUUGUGUUCGACUUCUACUGGAGCAUGGAGCGGAUGUGAAUCUGUGUAGACGCUUGGACGAGGACGGGAGCCUGCUCACCGCACUCAGCUCCGCCUGCGAACGUCCCUUAUGGAACGGGUAUUACUCAUUCCUGAAUCCGGAAGACGUGGCAAGUUGUCUCGUCAGUGCCGGAGCAAACGUGAACCUUGGGGAUCCGACUCCACUUGAUUGGGCUCUGGAGUAUCAUACGGCCUUUGGAUUGGUCAAGUUUCUUCUCAGGGCUGGAGCACACAUAUCAAGAGUAAAUGACGAGACCAUCUCCGGGCUGGCAGGCAAAGCUCUCGGCGUGGGGUCCUUUCACUCGUGGGAGUACCGGCAGCCAACAGACAAGCUCCAGCUCCUACAAAAAAAGGCUGCAAGAGAAGCCAAAAGGAUCUACCAUGACCGAGGACUCUCAGCAGAAGAGGUAGCCGCUCGCAUAGAAGCAGAAUCAUUACUUGUCAGCUACGACAGUGACGACGUAGCGGAUUGGCUUGGGAAACGUCGAGUGACUCAUGUCAUCGAUGACGAAUAG